AUGUCCGAGUCCAACGGUAUCCGCGGCACCGUCACCGACACUGCCGCCGGAGCCUACUCAUACGCCCAGCGCUCCUUCGACCGUGUCAUCGCACCGGCCUCCCGCCAGCAAGCCUACGACCAAGUCCAGACAUUCGCUCACGCUCGUCCCAUCCUCUUCUCCGCCCUCGUCGCACAAGUAGUCUUCUGCUCCACCCCCAUCCUCAUCUUCUCCGCCUUCGUCUUCUCGACAUCCGUCUUCGCCUUCGGCCUCGCCCUCCUCUUCACCCUCUUCUGGUUCGGCCUCGCCCUCUUCGUCCUCGUCCCCGCCCUCCUCGCCGCCGCGUCCAUCGCCCUCCUCGUCUGGGCCUGGGCGCUGGGCUCCUUCCUCGCCGCCAGGUGGCUGUACGUCCAGCUGGUGGGCGGCGAGGCCAAGGCCGUCCGCGUCAAAUCCGUCGAUGGCGCCGGUGCACCUCGGAGCACAAAAUUCUAG
Messenger RNA from Clonostachys solani, 471 nucleotides. Lineage: Eukaryota; Fungi; Ascomycota; Sordariomycetes; Hypocreales; Bionectriaceae. The record is from the annotation of a GenBank genome assembly.